GUCUCGGUUUCUUUUGUCUUUUGUAAUUCUGGACAAAAAACGAACGUGAUAUAGUUUCGGAUAAUCGUCUCCCUUGCUUGUUGCCGGGCGGUAUAAGCCGGGUUCACGUAGGCCGUUGCGUGGCCUUCAGUCGCGUGACUACGGACGUCAAGAGGAUUGCAGGACGUUCAUUGGCCCACUGGAAACGGGCGCUUCACUGGAAGCGGAUCGAUACUGAGUUCCGGAACUCAACAAGUGGGUGCUUGAGGUCUAGCGAUGUUUUCCAAGUCUCUGAUGUCACUGAGGAAGCCAGCAGUGCGACUGCGGCAGUGUCUUAUUGCUGUGGCUGGUGCAAAGGGUCAACAAUGGAAACACACAGAAUCUAGCUUUCCUCGGCAGGAGGAACAAUACGCGGAGCAGCAGCGGCGCAACCGACGGGCCGGCCAUAUGUCCGAGCUGGUGCGCGACUUCCUGGCGCCGGCCGAUUUCCACCGCGCCCUCGUCGACGUCGGCAUCGACUUCUUCUGCGGCGUGCCCGACUCGCUGCUCAAAGACUUCUGCGCGUACAUCACGGCCAGCGUGGCCGAGUCGCAUCACGUGAUCGCGGCCAACGAGGGUUCGGCGGUGGCGCUGGCGGCCGGCUAUCACCUGGCCACCGGACGCACUCCGCUCGUAUAUCUGCAGAACUCUGGCCUGGGCAACGCGGCCAACCCGCUGCUGUCGCUGGCCUCGCCGGACGUGUACAGCUUCCCGAUGCUGCUGCUGAUCGGCUGGCGCGGCGAGCCGGGCAAGCGAGACGAGCCGCAGCACAUGGUGCAGGGACAGGCCACACCCAGAUUGCUAGACGCCAUGGGCAUCCCGUCUGAGCCGCUGCCGGACUACAUAGCGGGCGCCGAGCGGGCGCUGCACACGGCCCUCCGGCACAUGCGAACCGUUCAGGGGCCGUACGCGCUGCUGGUCAAGCGACAGGCGUUCUCGCCGCAUGCGCUCGAGCUAGAACCGGCGUUCGAUUCGCCGCUCAGCCGCGAGGCGGCGCUGCAACUGCUGGCCGACGGGCUGCACGACCGCGACGUGCUGGUCAGCACCACGGGCAUGGCAUCGCGUGAGCUGUUCGAAUACCGCGUGGCGCGCGAGCAGGGCCACGAGCGCGACUUCCUCACGGUCGGCUCCAUGGGACACGCCUCGUCCAUCGCGCUUGGCAUCGCUCUGCAGAAGCCGGCGAGGCAGGUGGUCUGUCUGGACGGUGACGGCGCCCUGCUGAUGCACAUGGGCUCGCUGGCCAUCGUCGGGCAGCGCCAGCCGCGCAACUUCAAGCACGUGGUGCUGAACAACGGCGCGCACGACUCUGUGGGCGGUCAGCCGACGGCCGCCGCCGACCCUGCCUCACUCGACAUCGCGCAGGUGGCGCUGGCGUGCGGCUACCGUCAGAACAAGGCUGACCUCAUGCAGUUCCUGGCCACCGACUGA
Messenger RNA from Pollicipes pollicipes, 1446 nucleotides. Its product is annotated as phosphonopyruvate decarboxylase. Lineage: Eukaryota; Metazoa; Arthropoda; Thecostraca; Pollicipedomorpha; Pollicipedidae. The transcript is spliced from 10 exons. Gene Ontology annotation, molecular function: magnesium ion binding; phosphonopyruvate decarboxylase activity; thiamine pyrophosphate binding. Gene Ontology annotation, biological process: organic phosphonate biosynthetic process. The record is from RefSeq and is a predicted model, not a curated record. Bases 256 to 1446 code for a protein of 396 amino acids.